Fusarium pseudograminearum CS3096 is the source of this 3456-nucleotide messenger RNA. RefSeq lists its product as uncharacterized. The record is from RefSeq and is a predicted model, not a curated record. Gene Ontology annotation, biological process: protein phosphorylation; signal transduction; fungal-type cell wall biogenesis. The coding region runs from base 1 to 3456 and encodes 1151 amino acids. Lineage: Eukaryota; Fungi; Ascomycota; Sordariomycetes; Hypocreales; Nectriaceae. Gene Ontology annotation, molecular function: ATP binding; diacylglycerol-dependent serine/threonine kinase activity. The transcript is spliced from 6 exons.
AUGAACGACGAUGACGCGAUUCACAACAUCCACAAGAAGAUAGAGCGGGAAAAGGCCCUCAUCAACGCUGCCAAUUCUAUGAGGGCACAGACAAACAAUGAAGCCGUUAGAUCCCGUCUCGACUCCCAGAUGCGCGAUGGCCGCCGCAACCUCCAGUUUUUCGAGGAGAAGCUUAGGGAUAUUCAGCUGCGCCGUGUGAACCAAGGUGUUGGAGACAUGUCUCUCGGAGGACCUGCUGACGAUGCCGGUGGCCCUCCCGCACCACCUCCUAAGGAUGCCUCCAGCAAUCCCGCGGGAGAUAGAGGUUCCUACGGCUCCGGUUCGGGACAGUACAGCCAGGCCGGCGGUGGUUCCGACUUAAUGCCCCCUCGUCAUCCUUAUGCACCGGGACCUGGUGGAUCGGGUAUCCCUAAGGCACGCCCCAACUUUACCAAGUUAGACUUAAUCAAAUAUGAUACGCCGCACCUGGGCCCUCGUAUCCAACUCAUGUUGUCCCAGAUCCAGUUCAAGCUCAAUGUCGAGGAGCAGUACCUGAAGGGUAUUGAGAAGAUGGUUCAACUUUAUAGCAUGGAAGGUGAUCGGAAGAGCAAAGCCGACGCAGCCGCUAGGAAGGUUGAAAGCAAGCAGAAGAUUCUACUGUUGAAGCAGGCACUCAAGAGAUAUGAAGAACUGCAUAUCGACGCGGACGUCGCGGAUGCACAAGAUGAUGAUUCAAUCAACGCCCCCAACCUCAGGAAGCCCCUCAGUGGACAACUCUCGAUUCGAAUGAUAGCAAUCAAGGAUGUUGACCAUGCUGCGACUGGACGGUUCACGAGAGGUCCCGAGACCUUUAUUGCCGUGAAGGUUGAGGAUACCGUCAUGGCUCGUACGAAAGCGUCCAGGAACGAUCGAUGGGAGGCUGAGUUCCAUACUAUCGAAGUCGACAAGGCCAACGAAAUCGAGUUGACCGUCUACGACAAACCUGGCGAACACCCCAUGCCCAUAGGCAUGCUCUGGGUUCGCAUUUCCGACAUUGUUGAGGAAAUUCGUCGCAAGAGGAUUGAGGCCGAAAUGAACAGCUCUGGCUGGGUGUCUGCCGACAGAAUGGGCAGCACCAGUGCUGCCCCUACACAGUUCCCGAUGAGUCCCUCUUCAGGCUCUUUUGGACCAGGUGCUCAAUCUACUGGUGGUGACCAAGGGGAUGAUACUGGCCCAUUCGGAGCUGCUGGUCCCCAGCCUCAGGUGCAAACUGGACCUAUCGAGGAAUGGUUCAAUCUCGAGCCAACUGGACAGAUCCAACUUCAGUUGACGUUUAACAAGUCCAACAACAACAGCCGCCCUGCCGACCUUGGUCUUGGUCGAAAGGGUGCCGUUCGUCAACGAAAGGAAGAAGUCCACGAGAUGUACGGCCACAAGUUCGUGCAGCAUCAGUUUUACAACAUCAUGCGCUGUGCGCUUUGCGGAGAUUUCCUCAAGUACUCAGCAGGCAUGCAGUGUGAGGAUUGCAAGUAUACCUGUCAUACGAAGUGUUAUUCUAGCGUCGUUACAAAGUGCAUCAGUAAGAGUAACGCUGAGACUGAUCCCGACGAGGAAAAGAUCAACCACCGCAUUCCGCACAGAUUCAACCCUUAUUCCAACAUGACAGCAAACUGGUGUUGUCACUGUGGUUACAUCUUGCCUUUUGGAAAGAAGAACUGCAGAAAGUGCUCAGAAUGUGGUCUUACUGCCCAUGCCCAGUGUGUUCAUCUUGUCCCCGAUUUCUGCGGCAUGUCAAUGGCCGUCGCCAAUCAGAUUCUGGACGGCAUAAGGACUCAGAAGCAAAGACAAGCCAAGGUUUCUUCACUUUCAGAAAAGACACUUCGACAUGGCAAGACUAGCCCGACAAGCACCAGCUCGCCGGCUCCCUCAUACUCCAGCACGACUGCUCCUUCUUACCAGUCAGGACCAGUCUCCCCGGAGGCUACAGAGGCCGCCAAGAUGAUGUACUCGAACCCUUCCACGCCGAGACCUGCCGGCCCUGAUCGAACUUCAUCCAGCUCCCAAGCUGCGGCUGCAGCAUCUGCGGCUAUGUCUGGAGGACCUGGUGCGGCCCAACGGCAGAACUCAGACUUUGGGCGCUAUAGCGGCGGUUACGAUCAACCGCAAGAAGACCCCUAUGCUCAAGGAGGUCAAUACGGCGCGGGCCAGCAGCGUAAGUACAACCCGGCCGAUUAUGCGAACGUGAACCCUGGCUACGGAGGACAACAGCCUGCUGCUCAGGCUCAGCGACCUGUACAGCAGCAGCCAGCCCAACAACCUCCUCCCCAGUCACCGCUACCUCCAGUACCGCAACACCAACAACAGCAGCCACAGGCUGCCUACCAACAGCCUGCAGUGCCGGCACAUAGCCCUCAGCAACCAGAACCCAUGUCUCCUAAGCAGCAGUCAGCGGCUGGUGGUAAGUCCGCUCCCUUGGCUACUGACCCUGGAACUGGCCAGCGUAUCGGACUUGAUCAUUUCAACUUCCUGGCUGUGUUGGGCAAGGGUAACUUCGGUAAAGUUAUGUUGGCCGAAACCAAGCGUUCUCGAAAGCUCUAUGCCAUCAAGGUUCUCAAGAAGGAGUUUAUCAUCGAGAAUGAUGAAGUUGAGAGUAUCCGUUCUGAGAAGCGUGUAUUCUUGGUUGCCAACCGGGGCAGACACCCAUUCUUGACCAACUUGCAUGCAUGCUUCCAAACAGAGACCCGUGUGUACUUCGUCAUGGAGUACGUUAGUGGUGGUGAUCUGAUGUUGCACAUUCAGCGAGGUCAGUUCGGUACUAAGCGUGCGCAAUUUUAUGCCGCCGAGGUCUGCCUGGCGCUCAAGUACUUCCACGAGAACGGUGUUAUUUACCGUGAUUUGAAGCUUGACAACAUUCUUCUCUCACUUGAUGGUCAUGUCAAGAUUGGUGAUUACGGUUUGUGUAAGGAGGAUAUGUGGUAUGGCUCGACAACAGGCACCUUUUGUGGUACCCCCGAAUUCAUGGCCCCGGAGAUUCUCUUGGACAAGAAGUACGGCCGUGCUGUCGAUUGGUGGGCAUUUGGUGUGUUGAUUUACCAAAUGCUUCUGCAGCAGUCUCCUUUCCGUGGAGAGGAUGAGGACGAGAUUUAUGACGCUAUCCUCGCCGAUGAGCCCCUGUACCCCAUUCACAUGCCUCGAGACUCGGUCUCAAUUCUCCAGAAAUUGCUCACUCGUGAGCCUGACCAGCGACUCGGAAGCGGUCCGACUGAUGCCCAGGAGGUGAUGAGCCAGCCAUUCUUCCGAAACAUCAACUGGGAUGAGAUGUACCACAAGAGGGUGCCGCCGCCUUUCAUGCCGCAGAUCAAGAGUGCGACAGAUACCAGCAACUUCGACUCCGAGUUCACAAGCGUUACUCCCGUUUUGACUCCAGUUCAAUCCGUUUUGUCACAAGCCAUGCAAGAGGAGUUCCGAGGCUUCUCAUACACAGCUGAUUUUGAUUAA